Messenger RNA from Onychostoma macrolepis, 3184 nucleotides. It is a transcript of the gene mmp21, whose product is annotated as matrix metallopeptidase 21. The coding region runs from base 96 to 1871 and encodes 591 amino acids. Gene Ontology annotation, cellular component: extracellular matrix. The transcript has 7 exons. NCBI's taxonomy places the organism in Eukaryota, Metazoa, Chordata, Actinopteri, Cypriniformes, Cyprinidae. The record is from RefSeq and is a predicted model, not a curated record. Gene Ontology annotation, molecular function: zinc ion binding; metalloendopeptidase activity. Gene Ontology annotation, biological process: collagen catabolic process; extracellular matrix organization; proteolysis.
UUCACACUGAGGCGCGAGCGCUUGAGCUCAUUCACGACACUAUAAAGCGCGCGGAGUUGAAGCUCGUUCUCGUCGGCGCGGGACAGAGACACACGAUGCUGGCUGUGAUCCGGCUGCUCUUCAUCCUCCGGACCACCAUCAUCUUCAUCAUCAGCGCGGAGAAAGUCUUCCACAGCAGAGAUCAUUCAGAGGAGAUCAACAACAUCCAUCAGGCGGAGCUCAUCACCGACACACACACUGCACAGCGGUUUCUGUCGAAGUACGGCUUCAUAAAGGCCGCAGACGGUGAUGAUGCUCAGAUCCCAGCGGCUGAGACGGAGGUCAGUCUCUCUCUGGUGCUUCAGGAGAGAGGAACCGCGUCCAGAUCCAGCAGUCCUGAUCUCCGGUUCAUCUCGGCCCUGAAGGACUUCCAGCAGGUGUCCGGUCUGCCCGUCACAGGUGUGUUUGAUGAUGCCACUAAAGCAGCCAUGAAUAAACCCAGGUGUGGCGUCCCGGACCAGGAUGAGGAACUGGAGGCUACUGAACAAACGUUAAACGACACGGUCGAGUCCAACAGCACCACAACACACAAUCACACCGAUGCUGCCAAUAACACUGAACCUCGUGUGCAGAAACAGCGCCACCUGGCAGUGCUUCUGAGGAACAGGAGGAAGAGAGACGCGAGCGAAUGGAAGGGACACAUGGCCUUCUCCAAGAGCCUCCUGAAGUGGCGUCUGAUCGGAGAAGGAUACAGCAGUCAGCUGUCCAUCGACGAGCAGAAGUACAUCUUCAGACUGGCCUUUCGCAUGUGGAGCGAAGUCUCUCCGCUGCAGUUCCAGGAGGACACUCACUCGCCUCUGGAGGACAUCGACAUCCGGCUGGGCUUCGGGACGGGUCGUCACCUGGGCUGCUCUCAGCGGUUUGACGGCGCGGGACGAGAGUUCGCUCACGCCUGGUUCCUCGGAGACAUUCAUUUUGACGAUGAUGAACACUUCACCGUCCCAAACACCGGCAGCGGGAUCAGUCUUCUCAAGGUAGCGGUGCAUGAGAUCGGUCAUGUUUUAGGGCUUCCUCACAUCUACCGGCCCGGAUCCAUCAUGCAGCCCAGUUACCUUCCUCAGGACGCCGGCUUUGAGAUCGAUUGGAUGGACCGGAAAUCCAUUCAGAGCCUGUAUGGUGUGUGUAAGGGUCGCUUCAGCACCGUGUUUGAUUGGAUCAGGAAGGAGCAGACACCGUAUGGCGAGGUGGUGGUGCGUUUUAACUCCUACUUCAUGCGUGACGGCUGGUACUGGCUCUAUGAGAACCGUAAUAACCGGACGCGGUACGGGGAUCCGGUGGCGGUGCAGGCGGGCUGGCACGGGCUGCCCUCCAGCGGCGUGGACGCUUACGUUCACGUGUGGAACCGCAGAACUGACGCGGUCUACUUCUUUAAAGGUGUGCAGUACUGGUGUUACGACAGCGAGAAUGAUCAGGUGUUCACUGAAGACUCAGACGGCCGCUCGUAUCCUCGUCUGAUCUCUGAAGGCUUUCCCGGCGUGUCUGGACCAGUGGACACAGCAUACUACGACCGGAGAGACGCUCACAUCUACUUCUUCAAGGGCUCACAGGUGUUCAGGUUUGAUGUGCGCAUGAAUUGCUUGGCUGCUUCUUCCCCACAAAAAAUCACGGAUGUGUUUCCCGCCGUUAUCCCCGGAAACCAUCCCGUCAGUAACCUGGACGCGGCGUAUUUCUCGUACACUCACAACACCGUGUUCCUGCUGAAGGGCUCGUGGUUCUGGAGGAUGGUGAGCGGCAGAGAUCGCAGGCUGAUGCCUCGCAGAGACGUGGAGCAGCAGUGGUUCGACAUCUGCGACGUUCACAGCAGCUCUCUGAGAACCGCGCGCAGAAGAUGAAUCUGAUCUCGGAUCAGACACGCACUGAAGGAGGAAGACUGCAGCACUUUGCUGAUUUUAUACGAGCACAAACUAAACGAACACUAAGAGGACGUUCAUCUGAAUCAGGGAUUCACAAACUUUUUGGUGUCCGCUGAGCUCAAAUAUAUACUGUAACUGAAGUCUCCAGAGAUGAAAGUUUAAGGGAAUAGUUCACCCAAAAAUGAACAUUUGCUGAAAACGUGCUCACCCUCAGAUCAUCCGAGUUUCUUCAUCAGAUUUGGAGGAAUGUCUCAGCAAUGGAUGCUCUGCAGUGAAUGGGUGCCGUCAGAAUGAGAGUCUGAUUAAAAACAUCACAAUCCACACCACUCCAGUCCAUCAGUUAACAUCAAAAGCUGAAACAAAUCCAGCAUUAAGACGUUUGUAACUCAAAUAUGAGUCCAUAAUCCAUAAUAACGCUUCCUUCAGUGAAAAAGUGUUCUGGUGUGAAUCAGGAGAGAAAUCUGCAGAUCAAGCAGCGUUUACAAGCCAGAACAGCUAUAGAUAUAACAGGAGAUGCACUUUUAUAUCCACAUCUUAGUUGGCCUGAGAGUGAGUGAAUUAUGAUACAAUUAAGAACAAAAUCAAUUUGAAAUGAUUUGUUGGUGAUCUCCAUUUCCUUUUUUUUUUUUUUUUUCUUUUUUUUUGGGAGUUAGAGGUUUAUAUAAAAAAAGCAUGUUUGUGUGUCAAUGCAGUGCAACACAAGAUUUGACAAAAACAUGUAUUUAUUUAUACUGUUUGCUGGAAUAUGACUCCAUAUUUAUUAAGUUAUUUGUUUGUUAUAAACAUGUUCUUUCAGAAUGCAUUUCUAAUUUGACCAUUAGUGGAUGUUUCAUGUUUUGUCUAUUUAUUUAUUUAUUUUUUAUCAUAUAAAUCAUUAGGUUUACAUGGCGCCGUGUGUAAUCUCAUAUUAGCAGUUGAAGACGUGAGUUUGCGCAGUUAAUAUUCUUUAAGUCUGAUGUAUAUCUAAGUAAUUUAGCCUUGAUGUUUAAUAUUCAGAAUGAUAAACUAUCGUGUGUUGAGAGGAUUAUUAAACAUGUUUUCAUACAGAUUCUUUAAUAUCAAGCAACAGCUGCUUUUAAUUUAAUUCCUUUACUAAUGCUGACCCUUUCAAACUCUGUUAGAGCUGACAUUUACGGUACAUUACUGUAUAUAUCAUCCUCUGCAGAUGUUCUGAAAUUUAAUAAUUAAGUUUUUUAAUUUUUUUAUUUGCAGUGGUGAUUCUCUGUUUAUCUUAAACAAAAACAUUAUGACACUGAGAAUUAUUUAUGCACUAAUUUAUGAAGCUUAACGAC